AUGACCUCGUACCAAGAUGAUGGCGGAAACGUGCUGCCAGACGAUGAUAGUGAAGCGGAAGAUGCAGCGAUUCUGCGACGUCCAACUACGCUUCAAGAACCAACAGACGAGGCGACAAUUACCCACGCGGAUGAUCCCGAUAUCCUCCCGGACCUCGACGUCGACGAUGUGAACGGCGUUCCUGGCUCGGUGGUGCACACUGAAGCUGAGAUCGCGCAGGAGCACAAUACACACCUCGACGAUGAGCCAAAUCCAAGUCUUGACGAAUCUGCCUCAAAUCCAGAUGAUACGCCCUCCGUCCAGGGUUCCGUGCUAUCGUCUCCAUCCCGUUCACUUACGAGCCCCGCUCGCAGAGGCAGUCCUUCCUCUCCUCAUCGUCCCUUCGAUCGCCGUUUCCAGUCUCGGCUGAGCAGUAGCUCCCUGUUGACGCCUAGGACAGGAUCGCCGGCUUUCUUGACUGCACAUUCGCGUCAUUCGUCGGUAGGAAGCAUUGCACUACCACCUCCCUCAGAGCCCGACGAGAACGCGGCACCGUGGGAUGUUAUCCGUUGGAGCAAGCUUCGAAAGCUCAGUGGCCAGGCCUUCUCGGAAGUCGGAAAGAGAAAUUUCGGUUUUCCGACAUGCAUGGCUGUAACAGACAGCAUGGUCGUUGGCACUUCGCGCGGCAUGAUCUUGGUCUUUGAUCAUCAACAAAACAACAAAGCUGUCAUAGGUGCCGGCACAAAAGCUGUCGAAUGUGGUGCGGUGACAUCGUUAGCAAUCUCUGCCGAUCAUACAACGGUCGCCGCAGGGCAUGCGACGGGCCAUCUCUUUACGUGGGAGAUAGCUCGCCCGGCUCGACCAUUUCUGCACAUUCCUCCCAUUGAUGCAUCACAGCCGCAAGCGCGAAGAGGCGAUGGGCAUGUUGAGGGCAGUGCUGUAAUCCAUGCAGGUUUUCUCGGCUACAGACGCACUGCUCUCGUUUCUGCAGACGACAAGGGCAUGGCAUUCUCGCACCUGGCUACCCGUGGAAUGGGUGCGGUAGGACGGACAAUGAAGACAACGAGGAUACUAGGCCGCUACACUGAAGUCGUAACUCGCGCAGCAAAACCACUUAAGAAGAGCUCGGUCCUUGCUUUCUCGCCUCUACCGUUGGGCAACGUGGAGCAGAAGACUGAUGGUCUUGGCCUGGUCGCAAUGUUGACUCCCUACCUUCUAGUCAUUGUUUCCACUACUCCUGUCGCUCAAACGCAGCACAAGGCCGCCAGACCGAAGGAAGUUGCUGCUCAUAGUGCAAUGACCGCCGCUCUCGCCUGGUUCCCAGCAAUUAAGCUCAAGGGCGCUGAGUCAUCUGUGUCUAACAACAAGCUCGCCUAUGCGUGGUCAAACGUACUCACGAUACUGGAAGUUCAUGAAGUGCCUCCUGAUGAAGCUGCGGAGAAGGAUAAGCCACCUGAGCUCCAGUUCCUACCACGAAGUCGCUACAAAGCCGAAGAAGCUAUUGUUGCCCUCCAGUGGCUUAGUCGAUCCGUCUUGGCUGCUCUCACCAUCACACAACAGCUCCUGAUCAUUGAGGAUAGCUCCAUGAAUGUUGGGGACUCAUUCGACUUACUUCCCAAGAAUCUGUAUCAUGCCGACCUUUAUUCCCAUCAGCUACAGGCUGUAAUUGAGAGUCAUGAUGAGGCCGACACUUCGCUGCAUGGCGUUGUAGCCGACGCGUUCCACAUGAGUGUACGAGCAUACAAAGGCAGGCUCUUCCUCCUCGGAUACAAUGAAAUAUGGUGGGGAAGCUUGACCAAUUGGGCAGAUCGACUCCUGGCUUUGAUGAACGUGGGUGACUUUAUCGGUGCGAUCCGCCUCGCGACCAGAUAUUAUUCUGGCCUGGGGGAAAAGCUAACCAUAGGUCUUCCUGAGGAUGAAGAGACUCGGAAGACAACGGUUGGUGAGAGGCUGUUCGAGAUGAUGACAGCGUCUCUGAAGUAUGCAUUCGGGAAGAACCAGCAAGCCGGCAAUGAGCCCAUCGAGGAAUCUCAAAUGGCAGAACUUGCAGAAGCUGCCAUUUCAGCAUGUCUGAUCACGGACGACCAGGACUUCCUAUUCGACACCGUCUUCCCUUGGUAUGACGACCAUGGCCAGGCACCGCUUUUCAUGGACGUUCUCGAGCCACACAUUCUGAGUGGCGCAGUGACCGAGAUACCGCCUCCGCCUCUCAAAGUUCUGAUCGACUACUUCUCUACAACUCACGCGCCAUCAAAGCUCGAGGAAAUCAUAUGUUUCCUCGACACCAGUUCCAUGGACAUCGAUCAAGUCACCAAUCUCUGCAAGAAGUACAAUCUCUACGACGCUUACAUCUAUGUCUGGAAUAAUGCUUUGGCAGAUUUCACAACGCCUCUUAAUGAGCUGCUCCAAAUGGCGCCCGCGAAGAACGCUGUAAACGGACAUGCAGAUUACGAUGUAACGCGCAGAGACAACGCCCAAAAGAUUUUCCCGUACAUCUCCUUCAUCCUCACCGGUAGGACGUACCCGACAGCGACACCAAUGACUGAUGCGCUGUCCACGUCAGCGAAAGCGCAGAUAUACGAUUUCUUCUUCACGGCUGUCCCUCGACGCUCAAGCCCCAAUGCCCGGCGAGAUCGAUCUGCUUCCAACGGCACGAUGCCUUACUCUACAUUGACUCAAAUUCUCAAAUUCGACACGCCGAGCUUCAUGAGCGCCCUCAACGAGGCGUUUGAGGACAGCUUCCUCAACUCAGGAGAGGAAGAGGCUGCCAACGGCGAUGCAGCACAUACAGUCACCCUUCAAAAGACAACGUACAACCGCCAAUUCAUUGUCUUGGUUAUGCUAGAAGUUAUGUCGUCGGGUUUCGAUGCUGAGGAUACUAUCUAUCUGGAUAUGUUUGUUGCACGGAACCUCCCCAAGUAUCCUCAGUACAUGCUGCUAUCAGGGACGGCGCUUCAGGACAUCUUCACUCGACUUUGCCGCUACCCGGAGCCUGAGAUGAGAGAAGAUUGCCAGCUUAGCGUGGAAUACCUCUUAUCUGUCUACCAUCCUUCCAACGCUCAGUCUUUGGUGCCAUCGUUACAUGAGGCUGGUUUUCAUCGAGUCCUGAAAUCUGUGUAUCGACAGGAGCAGCAGUACGCGGAUGCUGUGCGCAUGUAUCUGCUUGACGAAGAUGACCAAGAUGGGAUCUUCGCUGUGUUGACUGAAUUUUUGGCCCCCGGCUCAUCAGUUCCAGAGCGGCAGCAGAACAGUAUCCGUAGUUUUGUCCGGGAACAUGCCUUCGAAAUCGCCAGGUUGGAUGUGCAUCGGACGGCAAGCACCAUGGACCAAGUCGCACCACAGCUUCAUGAGCAUUUCCUUCGGAUCAUGGAAGACGAUGACUUUGGUCAAUUUCAAUACUUGAAUACCCUGUUCGAGUCCGUGGAUGUUGCGGGUGACCUGCGCCCAAAACGCGAAGCCUCUCUUCUCGAGGCCUACAUCCGUCUGAUGUGUCAGUAUCAGCCCGAGGAUGUUUCGGAUUUUGUGGAGACACUCCGAGAAGGCGAUUUGCGCCUCGAGGAAGUUAUCCCUGCAAUGGAGCAGACUAGGGUUGUCGAUGCCGCCGUCGUGCUCGAGGCUCGCUCCGGACGGGUCCAGGGCUCGAUGAAACGACUAACAGCACAUCUUGCGUCUCUCGGAAGCGCUUUGCUUGGGCUCUUGGGCAACCGGGAAGUGUCUGAUAUGGAUCAGGACCACACGAUUGAUGAAGUGAUGACGUUGAUUGAGAAAUAUGGCAAAGUUGGUACUUGGCUGUGCCAGUGGCAGAGCCGCAUCUAUCAGAAAUCACGAGUAGUGACCAAUUCUCCGCGUCGAUCAAGCAUCAUACAGCAACCUCUGGCAUUCGAUGAGGCCCUGUGGGUGGAACUCAUCGAGGUCGUGGUCGGUAUCGCACGUGAGGUGUCCAUCGAUCCUGGAAAACAGAAGAGUCGGGACGGUGACGACGUGACGAUGACCCUGCGCCAGAUAAUCCAACAGGUCUUUACAGCCUUGCUUACUGCAACAACGGCAGGCCGAGACAGUGCAGGAGGGGCCAACGACCUCUCCUUCCUCCGCAUUUUACGCACUUUCCUUACGAAUGCAGCAAAGACCACUCCGUCGCUGUCGGAGCUGCGUCAUGUCAUCAGCUCGAUAUUCGCCGCUUAUGCCCACGAGCGGUCGCUACUGUCGUUGUCGAAUGCAAUGCUCGACAAGGACGUCUUUGUCAAUUUGCACGACGUCCACCAGCUGCGACAGAAGGGGUGGCGACCUCGCGGGCAGGUGUGCGAGGUCUGCCGGCGUCGAGUGUGGGGCCCUGGCCUCGGCAGUGCUGUCUGGGAUGCAUGGCAGAAGAAAGAGGAGCAGAGGACCUUGCAGAAAGCGUGCCACUACAGUCAACCAGACGAUGCUCGAGCCAAGGGCAAAGCAGCGGCCGAAGCUACGACCGACGAAGAUGACGAGGACACAACAGGACAGUCUGCCCAGAAAGCAUUGGGACCUAUUGUAGCUUUCUCAUGCCGGCAUUUGUAUCAUCACGGGUGUUUGACCUCGAACGAAAACGCACAGGACGCUGGACAGCUCGGAGUGGGCGGAGAUGUACAGCUAGCGUGCCCGGCAUGCACAGCGAAACGGGCAUAG
Molecule: messenger RNA, 4632 nt
Organism: Cyphellophora europaea CBS 101466
Lineage: Eukaryota; Fungi; Ascomycota; Eurotiomycetes; Chaetothyriales; Cyphellophoraceae
Exons: 1
Coding region: 1-4632 (1543 amino acids)
Biological process (GO): protein targeting to vacuole; endosomal vesicle fusion
Cellular component (GO): late endosome; HOPS complex
Source: RefSeq, a predicted model, not a curated record